AUGUAUAACCCUAAAAUAAAAUUAGAAGAUAAAAGAAAAGUGAAAAGUUUUAAUGAGAAGCUAGCACGUCCAAUAAUUAUAUGCUAUGACUUAAAGACAAAAUUACCAAUUCAAUUAAAAUAGGUUUAGUAUACAGUUAAUAUAUAACCUGGAUUAGCAAUUGUUUAAAUCUGUCAAAGUUAUUCAACUGAAUAAAAUUAGAAUCAAUGUGAUUUAGAAUAUUUAUACACGAUUUAAGAAAAUUCUGCUGUAAGUUAGAUGAUUGUUGAACUUGGAGAUAAAAAAGUUUAUGGUGUUAUUAAAGAAUUAGAGGAAGCAAAAAAAGAAUAUGAAAAGGGAAUAAAAGAAGGUAAGACUAUGGUUUUAAGUGAAUAAGAUUCUAAAAUCUCAAAUAUAAAAAAGGUAAAAAUAGGUUGUUUGAAUCCAGGUUAAUAAUUGAAAAUCUUAUUUGAAUAUAUUUAACCCAUAUAGGUAUUUCUAAAUUAAUUUUGGAGAUUAGAAUUAUCUCCUAUGAUAGAUACAAGUUAUCUAACAGUUCAUUAACUAUAAAAUGUUUAUCAGGAAUAUGCAUUUUAUUACUCUUAAGUGAGUGGCAUUAUUAAUCUUGAAGCUAUCUAAUUAAAUUAUCAGUAAAACAUUUCUGUAAUAAUUGAUAUGGGAAAACCUAUUACAUAUAUCAAUUCUCCAACACACAUAGUAAUGAUUAAUAAGGAUAUAAAUAAUUUGAAUUAGAAAUAAAAUAAUAUAUAAACUUCAUAAAGUUAAUUAACAAUCACCUUAGAUAGUAAUCAUCCAGGUAAUAUGGAUCCAAAUAAAAAGUUUGAAUUGUUAUUUACAUCAGAUGAUAUUAACAAAUCAAAUGCUAUUUUGAGUCAUACAAAUAAUGAUGCAUUAUAACAUAUAAAAUAUUGUGCUACUUUGACACUUAUUCCAAAAUUUAAUGAGUUUCCAAUAGAAGAUGCUUAUUAAUCAUAUUUAAGCGGUUUAAAUUUACCUUAAUAAACAAAUAUCUAAAGAGGAACUUAUCUUUUUUUCAUUGAUCGUAGUGCUUCAAUGAGAGGUGAAAGAAUUAAAAAGGCAAAAUAAUCUUUGAUAUUAUUUUUGAAGAGUUUACCUGAAGAUUCUUUAUUUAACAUAAUUUCAUUUGGUAGUAAUGCUGUUAAAAUGUUUGAUACUUCAUAAUCUUAUAAUUAAAAUUCAUUAAAUUAAGCAAUAUAAUAGAUUGAAAUUAUGAAUGCUAAUUUAGGUGGUACUAAUAUUUAUAAAGCAUUAGAAAUGGGUAUUUAUGAUCAAAAUUAUUCAAAAAAUUAAAAUAAUUUAGAAACUAUUAAUGCUUUUUUAUUAACUGAUGGAGAAGAUUCUCCAGAUUAAAUUAUUAAACUUGUUCUUCAAAAUUAAAGACCUGAAACUAGAGUAUAUACUCUUGGAAUUGGGGAUGGUUGUAGUGAAUAUUUAGUUUAAAAAUUAGCUGAAGUAGGAAAUGGAAAAUGUUAAUUAGUAGGUGAUAAUGAAGAUAUUAAUUCUAAAGUUAUUGAUUUAUUAGAAGAUUCUUUAACUCUAUACUUAAAAGGAUUUUCAUUAACGCAUAAUAUUGAAAAAGUUUCAUAAAUUAUUCCUGAUCCACAAUCAAUUUCUUUAUUGAAGAAAAAUCAAGAAUUAACUAUAUAAAUUUUAUUCUCAAAAAAAUAAAAAUAAGAAAAUCUAGAAUUCAAAAUCAAUUGUUAUGAUCCUUAAUUAAAUAAGUAAAUAUCUUUUGAUGUUAAAUUGAAUCUAAAUCAAUCAAAAGAAAAUGACUAUUUUCAUAAAUUAGCUGCUCAUAAACUUAUUAAAUAUUAUGAAAAUGCAAUUUAAUAUGAUGAUUAAAUUAUAGAUAAGGUUAAAGUCAAUCAAAAAAGCAUUACUGAAUAAGAUAUUAUAAAUUUGUCAUUAUAAAAUCAAAUUUUGUGUUCCAGGACAGCUUUUAUUUGUGAAGUAUGUCAAAAUGAAAAAGAUCUAAAAAAAUUGAUUAAGAAAAAAAUCAAAAUUAAUAAAUAAAAAUAUGAAUAUGAAUCUGAUAGCAGUCCAGAUAGCUAAAUUAAAAAUUAAAAAGGAGGAAUUAAAUAUAGUCGAAAAUAAUGUAUUCUUUCUAAUAUACAAAAGUGUGAGAAAAGUAGCAUGCCAAUACAAUGUUAAGAAAUUGAAUAGUCAGAAAAAGUUAUGCUUUAAUCAUAAUCUGAUAAUGAGUUAGAAUAAUAAAUAAUUUAAACCCCAUUCAUACAAUAAAACCAAUAAUAAACUAAUAAAUUUCUCCCUAAAUAAAGUAUCUAAUGUAUUCUGGAACCAAAAAUACUUGACAAUGAUUUUGAAAUGAUAACAUUUGUUGAAUUAGUUGACUGUUUUUAAGCAAACGGAAGCUUCCUUUUAGAAAUACAUAUUGAAGAAUAACUAAAAGUUUGUUAAAUAAAUAAUAAAUUUAAUUUAGAAGAUUAAUGUUGGUAAACACUUCUUUCUCUAUUCUAUUUGGAAAUUUUUUGUCAGAAUUCGAAAAACUCAUGGCAAUUAAUUUAUAACAAAGCAAUAAAUUAUUUAUAAAAGUAAGGAAUUAAUUAUUUGUUGAUGAAAAAAGAGUUCAUUCAAGAGUAUAAAUAACUUUUUGAAAAUGGCAAAUUAUUAAAUUGA
Molecule: messenger RNA, 2658 nt
Organism: Paramecium sonneborni
Lineage: Eukaryota; Ciliophora; Oligohymenophorea; Peniculida; Parameciidae
Source: the annotation of a GenBank genome assembly